Messenger RNA from Musa acuminata AAA Group (dessert banana), 4834 nucleotides. Its product is annotated as COP1-interacting protein 7-like. NCBI's taxonomy places the organism in Eukaryota, Viridiplantae, Streptophyta, Magnoliopsida, Zingiberales, Musaceae. The record is from RefSeq and is a predicted model, not a curated record. The transcript is spliced from 13 exons. The coding region runs from base 622 to 4521 and encodes 1299 amino acids.
CGCCAAUUGCCCCCACUUGUCCGACGCGAAUCCAAAGCCCCUUUCUCUGUCUUCUCCAUUGUUGAACUCUGUUCGUUUCUUCUCAACUUUGAUUCGCUUUUGGACUGCAAGGCUGACCUUUCCUCUGCAUACAUUGUGUUGUUUGCAUUGACGCUAACCUGCAACUGUUCGCAGGCUUUCUUGUGAUCUUUCCUCUAAAGCUCUCUCUCUCUCUCUCUCUCUCUCUCUCUCUCUCUCUCUCUAUCUUAUUUAUAUCUUUGGUUUACUACUUGCUAUUGCAGUCGCCAUUAAUGAUUCAUUCUCUACCUUAGUGUUUUAGAAGGUUCCAGCUUUAAAGCAGAGGUUUUGAGCUAUUCCUCUGCUGUUUCGCCCUCCAAAGAUUGCUCUUUUUCUACCCUAUUGGUCCCUCUUCUUCGACUUUCUGUGAUCGUUUAGGUUUUUGUCGUUCCUCCUCCGUGAAUCAACACUACAAUCAAAAUGGUGCCGCUUUUGAUCUCAGAACCUCCCUACGAGUGAGAUCUGGUCCAGAGGCGGUGAAGGACAUAGAGGGCCGAGACUGCAAAGAGGAGAGGAGGUGCCAAAGUUCUAAUCUUUCCUCGAAGAUUUUUUCGUUUGUGUCAAAUGAGGUCGGAAGCUCGGCUGGAUUCCGCGGUCUUCCAGCUCACACCGACUCGAACCAGGUGUGAUUUGGUCAUCGUAGCAAAUGGUAAGACAGAGAAAAUUGCAUCUGGCUUGUUGAAUCCCUUUCUUGCCCAUUUAAAGGCUGCCCAGGAUCAGAUUGCCAAGGGUGGUUAUUCCAUAAUCCUUGAACCAGACCCAGAAACUGAUGCAGCAUGGUUCACAAAGGGCACAGUGGAGAGGUUUGUUCGUUUUGUGAGCACACCUGAAGUUCUAGAGCGUGUAACGACCAUAGAGUCUGAGAUCUUGCAGAUCGAGAAUGCGAUUGUGAUCCAGAGCAAUGAUAAUCUUGGCCUGAGCAGUGUGGAUGAUCAUCAAAUGAAACCAGCAGAGUCCAUGGAAGGUAUCAAAACCUCCGUUGAUAGUGAUGCAGAAAAGGCGAUAGUUCUUUAUAAGCCUGGUUCACAAUCAAAUCCACCAGAUUCAAAUGGAUCCACCACACAGGAGGAGAACUCAAAGGUUCAACUUUUGAGAGUGCUUGAGACCCGCAAAAUAGUAUUGCGGAAAGAACAGGGUAUGGCCUUUGCACGUUCUGCAGCGGCUGGUUUUGAUAUGGAUAAAAUGGUAGAUUUGAUACCAUUUGCUGAAAGCUUUGGUGCCUCACGUUUAAAGGAAGCCUGCUUGCGAUUUAUGGAACUAUGGAAGAAAAAGCAUGAGAGUGGACAGUGGCUUGAAGUUGAGGCUGCAGAAGCAAUGUCAACACAGUCUGAAUUUUCUGCUUUGAAUGCAUCUGGCAUUAUUUUUGCCACAGAUUCUAUGAUGAAGAAAGAUCAUGGGUAUUCACAAUCUAUUGCUGGUGAUAUGGUUGUAGAGACCGAUGGUAAAGCUGACAAACAGAUCCCUUCAGAUCCAAAGGUGUCAUCAGGACACCAGGAGCAUUUACAAGGUCAAUUUCAGCAUCCCAUCUAUCCACAAUGGCCUAUGCAUUCUCCACCAGGUCUUCCUGUGUUUCAACCUUAUCCAAUGCAAGGAAUGCCUUGUUAUCAGAACUAUCCGGUGAGCAUCCCGUAUUUCCAUCCUUCAUAUCAUCCAAUGGAGGAUCCUAGAUUCAACAGCUCUCACAGAAAGGGGUUGAGAAGACAAUCUAUGGAUAACAAAGAUAUUGAAUCUGAGACUUGGGAGAGGAGCACACAUUCCCAUGAUGAUAUGGACCAAAAUACAUCAGAUCUUGAGAAAGAAGGUUCUCAUGGUCAUAAAUGUCAUAAAAGAGUUGGUCGACCAGGAAAGAACAAGUCUGGUGUUGUUGUAAUUCGGAACAUAAAUUAUGUCACAUCUAAGAAGAAUGGUGCUGGAGAAUCUGAAAGUGAAUUACAGUCUGUCUCUGAAUCUGAAGCUGAAGAAGAAAGUGAUAAUAUGGGUUCUAACAUGCGAAAAAGCAAGCAUGGGCACUCCACAAAGACUUUCAAGAAGGAAGAUGGACGAACAAAACCAGUAGAAUACUCGGAUGCCUAUAGCAAUGAUAAAGUUACAUGCGGAGAGGAGGCAGAUUCUGGAAAUUGGCAAGCAUUUCAGCAUUUAUUACUAAAAGCUGAAGAAAAGUCGAGAACAGUUAAUGAAGACAUGUUAACAGGAGAAAACGAGCCAUCAAAGAGAAAACAGAAAAAAGGUGAGGCUGAUCCUAUCAUUCCUCCUGACCGAGAUUAUGGUGAUUUUCGUGACCGGAAGAUGGUAGGGUUUGAUUCAGUUAAUGGUUGGGCAAACCGAAUGAAGCAGGCAGCUUCUGAUGAUCAAUUGUUAGUUUCAAGUAUUGGAAGAGACUCAAUAGAGAACCAGUUCAAGGAAAUAGAAAAUGGAGGAGGAACAUACCGGCGUAUGAGCAGUGAUGAAUUUAUGAUUUAUGGCCAAGAAAAUCAUUUCAUCAGUAAGAACCCUUCCGAUCCACUAGUUGAUCAUAUGGGCAAGCAUGCUGUUAACACAAUAAAGCGUUCAUCAUACAGUGUAACAGAUGAGUCCUUCAUGCUUCCUUAUAGGUCAGGUUCACAAGAUCUUGGAUCAGACAGCAUAAAUGCUAUUGACAUGGAUUCUGAGAUCCCCUCAGCCCUUCAGAAAGCUCAAAAUUCGUAUGAGGUCAAAAGCCAACUUAGCCAUGAACCAGACGAUCUGUCUUUGGUUCAUGAACGUGGAAUGGAAAGUGUAUCUAUGGGUUAUGAUCCAGCAAUGGACUAUGAUUUUGAGGUUCCUAUUGGAAAUUCUGUCAAGCUGGAAGCCAUUAACACAGCGGAUCUCUCAACAAGCAUUAAAGAAGAAUCAAAGAAAUCGGACAAGGAGAAGAACUCAAGAGCCUCAAAUGAUAGUAUGGACAAAAGGACAAAGGAUGCACUGGUGAAGAAAGGGCCAUCCUCAAGGCUUAAGCCACUGACUGAAGCACAAAAACGUGCAGAGAAGGUGCGAUCUUACAAAGCUGAUCUUCAGAAAGUGAAGAAAGAAAGGGAAGAGGAAGAGUUGAAGCGUUUGGAAGCUUUAAAAAGACAGAGGCAAAAGAGUAUAGCUGCAAGAAGUAGUUCGAGUGCCACUCGGAUGGCAGUGACUCCGCAGCAGACAAAAGCCCGUGUAGCUGCAAAGCCUUUCCCAAGUCCUUACAAAGGGUCAAAGUUUAGUGAUUCAGAGCCUGUUUCUUCACCUUUCCAUAAAUUGCCCAUCAGAACCUCUUCAAUUGGAUCCAGUGUUCCCCAGAAAGCUACCAAAUCUAGCAAAUUAAAUGGCAGUAAUCAUGGGUUAACUCGAUCAUUAUCUUCAUUGCCUGAGAUUAAAAGGGAAAGUAAAGGACUCACGCCAGAAGCAAAGGCAGACAAUCUUCGACCGAGAAGACUGUCUGAUCCAAGAGGUAGUUACACUCAACGUGCAUCCUCAGUGAAGUCCAUAGCUUCUGCUCAAGUGCCUAAGAGAAACAUACCUGAUGAGUCUCGGGAAAAGAUUACUGCAAUUAUGCAAUUGGACAAAAGUAAGUCGGCAACUCUGCCAGAGAUUAGAAUUAAUUCACCAAAAACUUCAUCUGAUAGAGUUAAAAAGGAAUCAGUUAGCAAAGAUCUGUUGCAGAGAGUGACUGGAAGAAAAUCUUCUCAGGCUUCUGAUAGCAUCAACGAGAAUUUAACUGGUGAUAAGCCACCUAGCAACAGCAAUGAAAAUCCGGUGAUUGAGAAGACUGUUGUAAUGCUUGAAAAUAAUGUGGUCACUGCUCCUGUUGUCCAGCAACUCGAUGAGACAUUAGACACAAAAGAGACAUCACAUGGAGAGGAGUCAUGUACACCAAUUGUUAUAGAUCAGGUUGAGGAUUCUGGUGGAGGCAAGUUGGAUGAACAACUGAGUUCCUACAAGAUGGUUGUUCCUUACACAAGAAAUGAGCCUCAGAAGUUCUCAAACUCAACUGCGGCAGAAAAGAAUUAUCAAGCCCCUUCUUCCAGAUCAACCCCCUUGGAUGAUCCUUUAACCACUAAUUUAGGAAAUGAUGGAGGUCAACGUACAUCAGAAUCUGAAAUGGUUGCAAUAUGUGCUGUGGAAACCACAACAAAUAUAUCCAAUUUUGAGAACCUGAGCCUAGGGGGUCAACUUCAUGAAACAUAUGAGAAACCUCGAGGCAAGGAAUUAAAAGGUUUCAGAAAGCUGCUAAAAUUUGGUCGAAAGAGCCACAGCUCGGCAUUGGGUGAAGGUAACAUCGACUCAGAUGCUUCAUCUGUUGAUGAUCAAACAGUUGGUGCGGCUUCGUCCAAUGAUGUUCAUAUAUUGAAGAAUCUCAUUGCCCAAGAUGAUACUAAUGCUGGAGGCACGCCGACUAAAGUCUCUCGUCCGUUCUCCCUCCUCUCGCCCUUCCGCAGCAAGAACAACGAGAAGAAACCGGUCGCAUGAUGAGCCCACUGCCUGAAAUCAUACGAAAUCAUGGGAGAUGAAUCAACACAUGGAAGAUGGAUCUGCUUCUGUCAGAGCAUAUAGCAUGGAAUGAGUUCUUUUGGUCUGCUAAUUGGUCACACACAUGAUCACACUGCAUAUCAUCAUAUUUGGUCCUUACUUAUAUCAUCGUCAUGUAAAAGAACCAAUUUUAUAGUCGGAUAUUUGAUGCAGACUUGUAUGCCACUGUCGUUCUUCAUGUGAACUUACGUAUCCUUGGGAGAAAUACUUCAAUGACUCAAAAAUAGACUGAAGGUGAGUUCCAUUCCAUGGA